UAAAUAUUAUUCUUGAUACAUUAUUGUUAUUCUAUAGCGAGAAUUUUUUUUUUUAAGUAUAAGUUGUUAAGAAAAAAGUUGUGAGUGAUAAUUUGUUAUUAACUUUGGAUUUUAUUUUUUAAACUCUCUAGAAGUAAUGAUGUCUGUAGAUAUUAUUGAACCAAAACUAAUGGAAGGAGGCAACUACAUAAAAGAAGGGCGAGAUUCAUCUCGCAGUACGUGUUUAAUAUUUUCACCAAAAGAAGAAGACGAAGUCGGAGCUCUUGGGAAAUAUUUACAGAUAUUUAGUGAACAUAAAGUUAACUUGUCGUACAUCGAGUCGCGCAGCUCUGUGCGUAAAGUUAACGGAUAUGAAUUUGUGGUCGAAUGUACACCUGGGGGAAAUCUUGGGGCCGCUAUCGAAGCUGUUAAGGCACAGUCCGGUUAUUUUUCCAUCAUAUCGAGGAAUCAUAAGAAUAAUAUGGAUUCAGUGCCCUGGUUUCCGCGAAGAAUCCGCGAUCUCGAUAAAUUCGCAAAUCAAAUAUUGACUUAUGGAGCUGAAUUAGAUGCAGAUCAUCCCGGUUUUACAGAUCCUGUUUACCGAUCACGGAGAAAGUAUUUUGCAGACAUAGCCUUCAACUACAAACAUGGAGAAAAAAUUCCGCGCGUUGAUUACACGCAAGAAGAAACAGCAACAUGGGGAGUUGUCUUUAAUAAACUGACUGAGUUGUAUCCAAAAUAUGCGUGUCGUGAACAUAAUCAUGUGUUUCCGUUGUUGAUUGAAAAUUGUGGAUACCGGGAAGAUAACAUACCCCAGCUUCAAGACAUAUCUAGUUUUUUGAAAGAUUGCACCGGAUUUAUUUUACGACCAGUAGCUGGAUUAUUGUCUUCACGUGACUUUCUAGCCGGACUAGCAUUCAGAGUGUUCCAUAGUACCCAAUAUAUCAGACACAGCAGUAAGCCAUUGUAUACUCCGGAGCCUGAUGUCUGUCAUGAAGUUCUAGGUCACGCGCCGAUGCUCGCUGAUCCGGCAUUUGCUCAAUUUUCUCAAGUUAUUGGAUUGGCAUCUCUGGGAGCCCCAGAUGAGUACAUUGAAAAACUUGCCACUUGUUUCUGGUUCACGGUUGAGUUCGGAUUGUGUCGACAACAAGGGGAACUGAAAGCUUACGGAGCAGGACUUUUGUCGUCCUUUGGCGAGCUCGAGUAUGCCCUCAGUGGGAAACCAGAGCUUAGAGCUUUUGAUCCAGCGAAAACUGUAUUACAGAAAUAUCCGAUAACCGAGUACCAGCCUGUUUACUAUGUCGCUGAAGACUUCGAGGAUGGAAAAGAAAAAAUAUUGAAAUUCGCACAAACGAUACCCAAAAAGUUUGGAGUAAGAUACGACCCAUACACUCAGAGUAUCAACAUAAUUGACAGCAAAUAUCAGAUCGAGGAGUUAAUUAUUAAUGUAAAUCAAGAGAUGGAAAUAUUGAUGGACGCGUUUAAAAAAUUGAAAAAUUAAUAAUUUUAACUUGCAUUUAAUUAAAAUUAUUGAUUAAGUU
This is a messenger RNA of Microplitis mediator, 1520 nucleotides long. RefSeq names its product protein henna (gene Hn). The record is from RefSeq and is a predicted model, not a curated record. The coding region runs from base 137 to 1480 and encodes 447 amino acids. NCBI's taxonomy places the organism in Eukaryota, Metazoa, Arthropoda, Insecta, Hymenoptera, Braconidae. The transcript has 8 exons. Gene Ontology annotation, molecular function: iron ion binding; phenylalanine 4-monooxygenase activity. Gene Ontology annotation, biological process: L-phenylalanine catabolic process; L-tyrosine biosynthetic process.